Rhizopus microsporus ATCC 52813 is the source of this 693-nucleotide messenger RNA. RefSeq lists its product as uncharacterized. The record is from RefSeq and is a predicted model, not a curated record. The transcript has 3 exons. Lineage: Eukaryota; Fungi; Mucoromycota; Mucoromycetes; Mucorales; Rhizopodaceae. Gene Ontology annotation, molecular function: nucleic acid binding. The coding region runs from base 1 to 693 and encodes 230 amino acids.
AUGACAAACUGGUCAAUUGCUUGUGCUGUACCGGAGGCUACUGCAGAGGCGGUUGCAGACUUUUUGUAUGAAGAAAUCGUAAUGCGAUUUGACUAUCCUAACGAGUUUUAUACCGACCGCGGUGCGAGCUUCUUAUCCAAAAUUCGAAAACACAGGUCUGCUGGCUUUUCUCCCCUCUAUCUGAUGUAUUGUUGUGAACCUCGUCUGCCUGGGGAUGAGUUGCGCCCUUAUUUAGCGACAAGACUUGCUCAAGAUCCUCGCACAAUUGCAGAGUUUACCGCUCGUGAGCGGGAAUUGCUAGGUCAAGUACGUGCUGCUGCUCAAAAACGUAUGGAAGCUGUUUUCAAAGGUGACAAGCGCAAGUGGAAUGCGUGGGUGACCAUGUCUGGACUGGAGUACAGCUGGAUGGGCCCUUUCACAGUGGCUGCCAAGAAUGAUGUCACUAACAUCUAUAAACUUGUUUCCGUUGGUGGUGAACCCUACCUAUCUUAUGUACACAUCGAUCGUUUAAAAGAAGUUAAGGUUGAAUAUAUUAAUACCCUUUGGUACAAUCCCACUGUAUCUCAUGCUGUUUGUCGCGCUGGUGUAGGCCAUUCUGCUCCAACUACUGAUUCUUUGGCUACCUCUGAUACAUCUUUGUCGGCUCCUACUGUCCGUGUGACCCCUUCUGCUGGUUCUGCUCGUGUUGAUUAG